AUGGUGCUGAUAUAUGACUAUACGCGACGUGUGAUUUAUUUUCGCGACGUCGCAGUGCUUUGAUAUGUUGCUUUUACGGAUUCCUGAUGUUGCUUAUUGCUUGUGGACAGUUGCUACGCGAUAUUCCCGGAUUUCUCUGCUUACGCUUGCUAGCUCAUUACGGACUUGCUAUCCGUACGCAAUUGCUUCUUCACACAGUUACGGUACUCGAGGCAAUCAGAGGCGACAAAUGGAACAGAUACAGGAACAGAUGGCUGAAAUGCGAGCUCAACUUAUGGAACAGAUGAACACGCAGAUGACUCAAUUUAUGGAGGCGUUGGCUAACGUCACCAGAGGUCAAGAGGAUUUGAGAGUUCUCGUCGAGAAUUCUAGGAGAACUGAGAAUGUUGGAGGACAAUAUGGGUUAUAUGAUGACGUAUCCGGACGGAUUGAGAACAACCAUGAUGAGAACGAGUUCAGGCAGCCUGCCCACGUGCCUUAUAAUCCUUUCAACCAGAAUCAGGGGUUUCCGCCGCCGCCUCCGUCUCGUCUCCUUGGAGGAAGAGGUCAUCAUAAUCGGGGAAAUCAAGACUUUGAUUUCGAGAAUGUGGAUCAACUGUCGAGGCACAGUGCUGAAGGUGUGCAGGAUGAUGGUGGUAAGAUUCGUCUGAUUGAGGAACGUCUCCGAGCUGUUGAGGGUAAGGGUGUGCUUGGUAUGGACAUCACUGAUCUAGGAUUGGUUCCUGGCGUAAGGGUUCCUCCAAAGUUCAAAGUGCCGAUUUUUGAUAAGUACAAUGGGGCUACCUGUCCCAUGACGCAUGUCAAAGCGUACUAUCGCAAGAUGUCAGUUUAUUCAGAGGACGAAGGUUUCUUGAUGCACUUCUUCCAAGAUAGUCUUGCUGGGGCUUCCUUGGAGUGGUACGUUCAACUCGAGCGCACUCAUAUCCAUUCUUGGAGAGAUCUUGUCGAAGCUUUCAUUAAGCACUAUCAGUACAAUGUUGAUAUGGCGCCCAACAGGACUCAGUUGCAAAGUUUGGUUCAGGGGUCUAAAGACUCUUUCAAAAAGUACGCUCAGAAAUGGCGUGAGUUAGCCGCAAGAGUUCAACCACCUAUGACUGAGCGUGAGAUGAUCGAUAUGUUCACAAGUACUCUAUCUGGACACUAUUAUUUGGCUUGCAGUGCUUCAGCCAACUUUUCUGAGAUGAUGAGAUAUGGCGAACGUGUUGAAAUGGGUCUAAAGAUGGGGAAAAUUCAGUUAGGAGCUUCUUCUAAUACUCCUAGUGGUAAGAAACAAACUGAGGGUUAUGCCAGAAGGAAGAAAGAAAAUGCGGAUGCCAUAUAUGGGAGAAGGGGUUCAGGAAGAAACAAUUCACAGGUUAAUGCUGUCAUGAUCCCAGUGCCGCAACAACAACAGCAUCUGCAGGGACAUCGUUCCAAUAAUGAUCGCUAUCCUCCCAGGACCAGGCCUCACCGAAAGAUUGAUCCGAUUCCUAUGACCUAUGCUCAGGUGUUGCAACAUUUGCUCAAGAUUGAGAAGAUUACUUUGAGAGAUGCUCCGAAUGCUCCGGACACACAAUCUCCGAAUUACAAUGUGAAUGCGUGGUGUGCUUUUCAUUCCGGUGCUGCUGGACAUGAUACAGAGAGGUGUAUUGCGUUGAAGAAUAAAUUCCAGGACUUGUUGGAUCAAAAGAUAAUUCAGUUCACUCCUACACCCAAUAUUGUCAAUAAUCCGAUGCCUACUCAUGGAGGUUCGGGUGUGAAUGCCAUUGAGAGUGAAGAGACAAGUGUUGUAUCUGAUGUGGGCUGUUUGACUUUUCCUCUGGUGUCUGUGAAGCAACAUCUGGUCAAUAGCGGCAUCUUCCCGGGUUGUGGUGUGGAUUGUGAGAAUUGCAAGAGUCGGCCUGAAGGUUGUGCUGAUUUAAAAAGUAUGGUACAAAAACUGAUUGAUGAGGGUCCUCUUCAAUUUUAUCGAAGGUCGAGAGGUGCGAAAAGUGAGAGUGGUGAAGUGUCUGUGAUUUCAAUUCCUUAUGAGCCGGUUGUUCCAAUCUGUAUCCAAGUGCCUAUUCAGAUACCUGUUAGUAUCCCAUAUGAGGAGCAACCAGCGGCGUUGAUGAUUACCGUGCCAGGGCCUAUUCCAUAUGAGAGUGAGAAAGCCAUCCCUUGGCAUUAUGGUUCAGAUGUGUAUUACUAUGGCACGAAGGAGGAGGGCGAGCUCUCCGAAGAGAAGUCUGUGGAAGCCGCAGUUGCAAACACUGAUAAUUUUGCCGGUACUGGUAGAAUCACUCGCAGUGGUAGGGUGUUCUCCCCUCAGCCAAUACAAAACAAUGCAGAUGCUUUGGCUAAGGCCAAAGGCAAACAAGUGGUGACUGAUGUCCAGAAUUCUCCGAUUCAUAAUGGGCCACCUGAUAGUGCUGUGCCUUCCAAGGAUGUGGAAGAGUUGUUGAGAAUCAUCAAGAAGUCUGAUUACAAAGUUGUUGAGCAGUUGGGUCAGACCCAGUCAAAGAUUUCCAUCUUGCAACUGUUGAUGUGUUCAGAAGGUCAUAGAGAUGCUCUCUUAAGAAUUCUGAAUGGUGCUUACGUCCCGCAUGAAAUAUCUGUGAAUCAGCUAGAGGCGGUAGCCAAUAAUAUCUCCGCUGGAAAUGGUUUGGGAUUUACGGAUCAUGAUCUUCCUCCAGAAGGGAGAAACCAUAACAAGGCUUUGCAUAUUUCGAUUGAGUGUAAGGGGACGACCUUGUCCCGUGUUUUGGUUGAUACUGGGUCUUCUUUAAACGUGCUUCCCAAAUCAGCUCUAAUGAGAAUUGACUAUGCUGGUGUGGAGUUAAGGCCUAGUGAAUUGGUGGUGCGCGCGUUUGACGGUUCAAGGAGGUCUGUGUUCGGAGAGGUAGAUCUACCAAUCCAAGUGGGUCCUCAGAUCUUUACCACAACCUUUUAUGUGAUGGAUAUUCAACCCGCUUACUGCUGUCUGUUGGGACGACCAUGGAUUCACAAGGCUGGUGCUGUGACAUCCACUCUUCAUCAGAAGUUGAAGUAUCCGGUUGACGGUAAAGUGGUGACGGUUUGUGGUGAAGAAGAUUAUAUCGUGAGUCACUUGUCCUCUUUCCAAUAUGUAGAGAUCGAAGGUGAAAUACAUGAGACGCCGUUCCAAGCGUUUGAGGCUGUGAAUGCUGUGAAAACCCCUCUUUGUGAGUUAAAGAAGCCGGAAACGAUUAUGUCUUCCUUGAAGGAUGCACAGGUGGUUGUGGAAACUGGUAAAAGUGAGGGGUGGGGACAGAUGAUUGAUGUGCGCCCUAAGUUCAAUAAAAAUGGUCUCGGUUUCAACCCUGGUAGGCAAAGCUUUACGUCUCCAACAUCAAGUUUCACUCCAGUCAGGUUUGUGAGGGGUGGCGUCAUCCAAGAUGGUAAGGUCAAUGCCAUUGUCAAGGGUGAAGAGGUGGAUAGUGACUGUGAUUUUGAUAGCUGGAUCCGCCCAAGUAUUCCUGGAACAAAGCUCAACAACUGGACAAUUGAAGAUGUCAUUCAAGUCACGCAGGCUCAGGAGUAAUUUUCUUGUUUUUACUUUUCUUAUCAUGCAAUAAUUCCUACGCUCUGCCCAAGGCGUAGUGAAUCAUUUGUAGGGCCAUGCAGU
This is a messenger RNA of Vicia villosa (hairy vetch), 3604 nucleotides long. RefSeq lists its product as uncharacterized. NCBI's taxonomy places the organism in Eukaryota, Viridiplantae, Streptophyta, Magnoliopsida, Fabales, Fabaceae. The record is from RefSeq and is a predicted model, not a curated record. Gene Ontology annotation, biological process: proteolysis. The coding region runs from base 65 to 3520 and encodes 1151 amino acids. Gene Ontology annotation, molecular function: aspartic-type endopeptidase activity. The transcript has 2 exons.